AGUAGAACGAUAGCUUCCGUCAAAUACCGCCUUGUGGUAUCGAAUAUUUUGUCGAUAAUUAAUAAACUUAUAUUAAAUGAAUGUAAACAUUUGAAUUGUGAUCGUAUUACUAAAAAAAUAUAUAAAUAAGAAAUGGACCAGGACCUAUCCCGUGCUGAUAUGUUGGAACAUCUCAAAAAUAGGCAAAUAUAUCUUCCCGAUGCGGAGCAUCUGCCGAUGGAUCGUCUGGAAGAGAUCUACCGCAAAUUCGUGGUUCCCAAGCCAAGAAGAGAGCCACGCGAUCGGUCCAAUCCAAAUCGCCCUCUAAAACCAAAUCCCAAUCCCAUUCCCAUGGAAAUGGAGCAGCUGGCGCAGCGCAUCAAAUCGGUGGCCAUGGUGGGACAGAAGCGACCGCUGGCAAAGAAUGCGAGCGACGACCGUGCCAAGCAAAUCAAGAUGGACCUGCGCUGACCUCUU
This is a messenger RNA of Drosophila erecta, 456 nucleotides long. RefSeq lists its product as uncharacterized. The record is from RefSeq and is a predicted model, not a curated record. Lineage: Eukaryota; Metazoa; Arthropoda; Insecta; Diptera; Drosophilidae. The transcript has 2 exons. Bases 133 to 450 code for a protein of 105 amino acids.